This is a messenger RNA of Helianthus annuus (common sunflower), 2908 nucleotides long. RefSeq names its product serine/threonine-protein kinase D6PKL1. Gene Ontology annotation, biological process: protein phosphorylation. The transcript has 3 exons. The record is from RefSeq and is a predicted model, not a curated record. Gene Ontology annotation, molecular function: ATP binding; protein serine/threonine kinase activity. Lineage: Eukaryota; Viridiplantae; Streptophyta; Magnoliopsida; Asterales; Asteraceae. The coding region runs from base 528 to 2771 and encodes 747 amino acids. Gene Ontology annotation, cellular component: cytoplasm; plasma membrane; nucleus.
GUUGAGGGGCCAAUCCUGAAUAUCAAACGCUGUCGUUUUCCGCCUACUACAUCAACAACAUGCUCUCCACUGUAUCCCCAACCUAGGGUUCCGAUUUCUGCACCCUUAUUCACCAACCCUACAUCUCUCUCUCUCUCUCUCAUUAUACACAUUCACUUGUAAUGUAAUUACACCGGUCUCUGAUUCAAUUUGAUGAUUCUAGAUCCAUUGUCUAUGUGUGAGUUUACUUGCUGUUGAAGUUUGUUACAGAUUCUGCAUCGGAAUCACCGCUUUCGCAUUCUCGAUGUUGUUGUUGUUGUCCGUUUGGAUUGGAAACAUUCUGAUUCAUCGCACAUCCGUUUCGCCUACAAGGUUAUAAUGUUAUGUUCAGAUCUCGAUCGGUGUGUAACUUAUGGUUGAAGGUUACGGGCAUGUAUGUAUUUUGUAAUUAUACCAACCGUUUCGGGCGUUAUCACAGUGAUAACCAGUGAAGGAUAUACACGUGCGUGCACCAUAUACUUAUCAAAUUAAGGAAACCAGUAUAAUAAAUGGGUUCGCUAUACGGUACCCAUGAGAUCGUUGAGCUGAAAGACGAACCAAACUCGAGUGAUUUUUCCAACGACAAAAAGAAAAAACCUCAAGGGUGCAGUAGAUAUUUGGAAGAUGACAUCAACAAGCUAUUCGAAGGUAUUAACAUCAGAACUUCGUUCAAUGGUUCAAGCUUCUCUGACGAAACAGGCGCCCGCACACCGAGGAAAAACCCGUCGAAGAAACCGAUGCGAAUGAGUUUAUCAUCUUCAUCAGGAAUCGGGUAUUCUGAACCCGUUUCGUUAAAACAAGCUUUAAGGGGUUUAUGCAUUUCUCAAGCUUCAGAAAUGGCUGCUUUGAAACGCUCAUCAAUGCCGUAUAGUAACAGUGCUCAAUCUACCCCUCGGUUUCAUCUUGAAAAGUCGAAGAAAAGCGUUGCACUUUUGAAGGAGAUGUUGCUAGUACCGGAAUCCGAUAGUCAAUCUUCAAACGAACCCGCUGAAGAGAAGAAAGUUAUUUCGGUUUCCCCUGAAGCUUCUUUGGAGUCGGUCAACUCUGAAGUCAACUCUGAAGUCAACUCUGAAGUCAACUCCGAAGUCAAUCCGGUAAAUAAUCGUGAGAAGAAUAAUUGUACAUCAAGCAAGCCGACCCCGAAGCCACGUCAUAAAGGGAAGUCGAUAAGAACUUCACCGCGUGCGGUCAAGACGGUGAUUCGGACCAAGACCGUCGUGAAGAAAAAGUCAAAACCGGAGUUGACUUCUGUUACCCCUGCUUCUAAUGCAGUGAAUUCCCAGUUGAUAUGCCAAAAGUGCAAUUGUGCUAUAAAAGAUGAAAAAGACGAGCCCAAUAAAGACUCUCAAAGAAAAGUCAACAGUUUGACCAGCUAUGGUAAAACGAUCUCGUUACUAAACAAUAAGAACUCGAAAUAUGGAGAUAAAGGAGAAUUCACACAAAGUUCAAACAGCAGCAUAUGUGAAUACAGUAGUAGUACUAGUCUUAGCGAAGAACGAAAUCUUAGCGGGUGUAUUCUCAUCAACCGGCCACAUAUGUCAAAAGACGUCAGAUGGCAGGCGAUUAAUCAUACGAUGAAACGAUACGGGUUUCUCGGAUUAAGACAUUUCAAUCUUUUGAAAAAGCUUGGUAGUGGAGAUAUUGGUACGGUUUAUCUUGCGGAAUUAUGUGGCACGAAUUACCCUUUUGCCAUAAAAGUUAUGGAUAACGAGUUUUUGGAAAGACGACAAAAGAUGCCUAGAGCCCAUAUGGAACGAGAGAUUUUAAGCCUUUUGGAUCACCCGUUUCUUCCUACGCUUUAUGCGCAUUUUGUUUCGGAGAAUUUGUCGUGUUUGGUGAUGGAGUAUUGUCCCGGUGGUGACUUGCAUGUCCUUAGGCAAAAGCAGCCUGCCAGAUAUUUUCAUGAACAAGCGGCACGAUUCUAUGUUGCAGAGGUCCUUCUUGCCCUUGAAUACUUGCAUAUGCUCGGAAUCGUAUAUCGAGAUUUAAAACCCGAAAACAUUUUAGUUCGAGAAGAUGGUCACAUCAUGGUCACGGAUUUUGACCUUUCGCUUCGAUGUCCUGUGAACCCAACUCUCAUCCAAUCCCCUUCAUCAGGCCCAAUGGAACCACCAAGGGUGUCGGGCCCAUGCGCGGGUUCGGGCUGCAUAGACCCGUUCUGCAUCAAACCCACCUGUCAACAAGUCUCAUGCUUCAAGUCUAAAAUCCGGAAAACAAAACCUGACCUAGCGGCACUACACCGCUCAUUACCAGUGCUUGUGGCCGAGCCAACCGAAGCCCGAUCCAACUCGUUCGUUGGGACCCACGAGUAUUUAGCUCCCGAGAUCAUAAAAGGAGAGGGCCAUGGGAGUGCAGUCGAUUGGUGGACUUUCGGUAUAUUUCUUUACGAGCUUUUGUACGGGAAAACACCAUUUAAAGGGCCCGGAAAUGACGAGACGUUAACCAAUGUGAUUUUGGAAAGCCUUAGGUUUCCCGAAACGCCCCUGGUUAGUUUUCAUGCCCGCGAUUUGAUCAAAGGGUUAUUAGUGAAAGAGCCUGAAAACCGAUUGGGGUCACAAAGAGGGGCGGCUGAAAUUAAAAAGCACCCGUUUUUUGAUGGGUUGAAUUGGGCUUUGAUUCGAUGUGCGUCUCCGCCUGAGGUGCCCGAACCGUAUGAUGUUACGGUUUCCAAAGCCGCUUCUUUAGAGAGAGCGAGAAAGUAUCUGGAUUAUAACGGGUCUUCUGAUGGGAACCUCGAGUUUGAGUUGUUCUAGCAAAAUGGACCGUUUUGGUCGGGGAAAUUGUACAAGUUGUUGCUAGAGUUUUGUAAUCUUUAAUCGGUGCAGUUGUAUAAGUUAUUGCUUAGAUUAAAUGCAAUUUCGAUAUAUUUGCAACACGAAUGUUGAGAGCU